GUCAAUACAUUUUAUGGUAGAUUCGCUUUAUUACUCUAGUGAAAUUUUGACUGAUUUUGAAAAGAUUGUGUUCACUCUGUUAUGAAGAGCUGAAUGGUCAAUAUAAAUGAUUAUCAGAUCAAAAAACCUUCGGUUAUUUAAACUGUCUUUGUGCAUUUUUUUCGGUAGAUCAGUGCUUCCGUAACAUCUUGAGUUAAAGUGAAAUAUUAUUUACUGCAUUAUAAUCUUGUUUAAGUGAGUCAUUUAAGGAUACUUAAAGAGCAGCGGAUCAAGAAAUAUGACCUUGUAUGGUCGAGUUUUGAAUGCCGACAUAGACUUCAGUAAUAGUCACGCUACUUCAGUGUCUGCAUUUCUACUGUUUUACAUGAUUGACUAUGCCCUUCAAACAUGUCAAUCGAGCAAUAAAACUACGAGAAACACUUACUUGUUCAUAAGACUAAGAAAUUACUCCAUCUCCAUAAUCCACGCUUUUAUAUCCGGACUAAGUUCGCUUAUUUGCCUUAUUUCUUAUCCUGACCUAGUCGGUAAUGUCAUAGAUUCAGAGAACGUUUUCGCUUAUCAUAUUAUGGGUUUCGCGACAGGUUACUUUGUUCACGACAUUUAUCAUAAUAUAUGUGGCGGUGUUGGACUAAGAUCGUUGGAGAUAAUAUUGCAUCACAUUACAGUUUUAACCUGCUUUUACGUUGUAUCUUGGUAUAGGAUUCUUGUUUGUUACGCAUUGUUUGGGCUUUUGAUGGAGCUAAACAGCAUAUUUCUUCACGCAAGAAAGUUAAUGAUAUUACUUAACAUCGACCCUGAAUCAGUAACAUACCGCCUUAAUGCUAUUGCAAAUAUCAGCAGGGGUUUGCUCAACAGAGAAUAUUUCAACGGAGAAGUUAGAAAAAGGUUAUUUAUUGUGAUGAACUUUACAAAAUUAUCUGUACAACGAUAGUUCAAGCUAUAAGAGAGGCAAGCAGUUCAGCAAAAUGGGUGUGGCAUUGAAGAUGAACAUUUAGUUAUUAACCAACCAAAAAUUAAUUACAUCUAAUGUAAAUAAAUCAAAUAAAGGAAGACCAGUUGAAAACAUCAGAAAAUAAUCUGUCACGAAACUAAAAUUUUGCUCAAGACGCAGUUAAAGUUUUCAAGGCAUAUUCGAU
Schistosoma curassoni is the source of this 1136-nucleotide messenger RNA. NCBI's taxonomy places the organism in Eukaryota, Metazoa, Platyhelminthes, Trematoda, Strigeidida, Schistosomatidae. The record is from the annotation of a GenBank genome assembly.